Messenger RNA from Synchytrium microbalum, 2268 nucleotides. RefSeq lists its product as uncharacterized. Gene Ontology annotation, molecular function: protein binding. The record is from RefSeq and is a predicted model, not a curated record. The coding region runs from base 1 to 2268 and encodes 755 amino acids. NCBI's taxonomy places the organism in Eukaryota, Fungi, Chytridiomycota, Chytridiomycetes, Synchytriales, Synchytriaceae. The transcript is spliced from 5 exons. Gene Ontology annotation, cellular component: nucleus.
AUGUCAUCGAAUCUAACCUCGCUCCUUGAACCUUCCCCGUUCGCCACUGCAGUUUCAUCGCCCAUAAUUAAGGCCCAUAAUCAAGGGCAAGAAGUCUUCCUCAAGCAAUGGGUGGAUUCAAAACUCUCUCACAUGGAACGCAACGUUGUUGAAACUCGACAACAACCAUCCAUGUUGCAGGAUCGGCCACUACCACCACCACCAAAACGCCAAAAGACAAUGUCAUCAACUCCUGCCGAUAUGAGGAGCUCAGCUUUUCCUGCUAUGCAAAUGACGGCUACAAACCCGAUGGAAUCUUACUUCUUGAGACCUCCAGGACAACAGCCAAUGGCAUUUCCGACUUCUGGAUUGUAUUCUUCGUCGGGAAUCGACAUGAUCGGAAUACUCUCUCGAGUUGCUCAUCGCCCGAAUCCAGUGAUUGAUCUAGGGCCAGUUGAUUUAUCGUCGUCUUUUCUCGUUGUGGACGCCAAAAAGGCCGAUAUGCCGAUUGUAUACGCUUCUGAAUCAUUCGAGCGACUGACGGGCUACUCUGGGCAAGAAAUUAUGGGCAAGAACUGCAGAUUUUUGCAAUCUCCCGAUGGUCUCGUUGAGAAGGGCAGCAUACGUCGAUUCGUCGAUAACUCUGUCGUCCAGCAACUCAAAUCAUCAAUUGAAAACAGACAGGAAUGUCAAUAUAUCAACAUCAAUUAUAAAAAGUCUGGAGAGCCAUUCGUCAAUCUCAUAACAGUCGUGCCGAUUGAUCUUGGAUCGGGUGAAACCUCGUAUUUUGUUGGCUUUCAAGUUGACAUGAUGCAGCAGUCACGAGCCAUUCUUAGGAGGCUUGAAGACGGCUCGUAUGUUAUAGACUUCAACAGCAAAGAACAACACGAGUCCGCACAUCCGAUACCAUCUGCCUCAUCAACAACAGCACCGAUGCCAUCAAUACCACAACCGCCACAAAUGAUGAGGAAUGUGCAACAGCAGGCUCCACUACAAACUAUGCCAGAUCUUGGCAAAUCAACCGGUAUGCGCCCGUAUUCAAGCAACCCAUUCCAAAUACCGACAAGUCCUGAUGAUAUACCCGAUCUCUUUGGACAAUCAUCGCCGUCGUUCAUAGGUGGAUCUACUACAUCAGGACGAACGCCUAGCGUCGAUGAGAAUAUGACUUCUGGGGCUACAAUUGCUGCUGCAUCGUCAGGAAUGGGGCAACAAGAAGAGGAUGAACAACAACAACCACCAGACUUUGACUUUGAUGUAGAGUCUAUUGCAGAGCAUGAGCCAUCUGCAUAUCCAGAGGGUACCAUAGAUCCAGAAACUCUGAGCCACUAUAACUUGGUACAGAAUGGGCCCGACUUUAUACAUAUCUUGUCGUCACGAGGCAUCAUCUUGUUUGCUUCGCCAGCAUCAUGUAAAGACAUGUUUGAUUUCGAAGCUGGUGAGCUUAUCGGCAGGAAUAUUGAUAAAUUCUGUCAUCCGGGAGACUUGAUUUCUCUAAUGAGAGAACUCAAGUUUUCUACAUUGAAUGGAAACAUAUCUGCUAUAUAUCGAUUCCGAAAACGUAUUGGUGGAUAUGUAUGGGUCGAAAUCACUGGCCACAAGUAUGAGAUGAAGAAUCGUAAAAAGACUAAAUGCUUUGUCUUGUCUGGCCGUCAAAGAACAACGGGUGAGCUGUCACAACGGGAACUAGCUCUAGACUGGACUCCAUCAUCAGUACUAACAGGUGACUUGCCUCUAUCCGACCGUGGUAGUUUACCAAUAAAAUCCGAUAUAUGGGCCAAAAUGUCUGUAGAAGGCUUCUUCCUGUAUAUUUCAUCUACAUCCGAUUCGCAAAUCCUCAAGGGUGCUACACCAAGUCAACUAUACGGUACACGCCUCGUAGAUCUAGUAGAUCCAACUGAACGGGAUAUGGUGUCUGAAUACCUCGAAUCAACAUCAACACAAUCAGUAGGUUGUGAAUUCACAGCACACAUAAUCCCAUGCGAAAUAUCUUCCGCCAUAAAAGUCACCGAAGCUGUAGCCGUGUCUAUAGGGCUAUAUCCAGCUUGUAUAACAGAUGAUCCAGCAUUUAUAUUCUGUCGUAUUUCGGGAUACUCGUCUGUUGAUGAACGACCAUCGUGGGGAAUGAUGGUUUCAAAUACGAAUAUCUUUGAUGACGUUGCUCUGGAUCAGUCUAGCUCGCUACAAUUCGAGCUCAAUCAACUCAAGAUGAGCAACAAAAGGAUUGUGGAAGAGUUGAACAAGUUUGGGGUUCAUGUCGAAACUGGAAUAACUCAAUCCAAAUCGGUAUAA